UACUGACCCCGCGGAGGGACAUGAGUGGCGAGGUUGAUAAACAUGGCGGAGGAUGGAGAGUCCGACUGGGUCCGACUGAAUGUGGGUGGGACGAUGUUUGAGACCACCCGCACCACCCUGGCUCGUCUCAAGAGCCAGUUCCUCGACAGACUCCUUGCCGAAGACUCUGGCUUCUCCAGGCCUGCUGACGGUGUCUACAAGAUCGACAGAGACCCAGAGGUUUUCAGAGUUCUACUUAAUUUUGGCAGACACGGACAGCUUCUACUGAACUCUCACGUGACGGCCGCCAUGUUGGAAGCGGAUGCUGACUUCUACAUCCUUGGACAGCACGUUCGCCUGGCCAUAGACGCACUGUCAGAGGACUCCGGCGCUGACAGCGCACAGAAGUACUUUGAAGCAAAGAAGGCCAUGCGGAAAAGAAACCACCCUCUGACACCCUCAUCUGUCAAGCAUUAAUGUUAAUUAUGAAAUACAUAAAUUAAUGUUGAAUUUGUAGAUACCAUUUAUGUCAUAACUUGAUAACAUUCAACACAGGUAUUCCUGUCUAGACUAUUUCACAAUAUCCAACAGGCAUCUGCUUGUAUCUCAGGCUUCCAUAGAAUAUUCUGAAGGUGCUUAAUAUGCGCCUCUGUUGAAAAUUUGAAUAGCUGAUUCCAUUGUUGACAUUUAUGUCCUUACCAUUUUCUUCUUUAGGGGCACCAAAUCUUCUCAACUACUGCUACAUUUUCCCCUGAAAUGUAUGUUUUCUUUCCUUCUCUGUAUGUAUCCAUCCACGUUGUGGUACAUGUCUUUUGUAUGUCUUUGUAAUGUUUAUUGAAAUGAAAUAAAGAAAUUUAAAAAAAAUGUUUUCUCAGGUGACGUAAAGGGAAUCCAACACGUAUUAUGCAUCAUUCUUGGUCCAAGCCUGACCAUGGACACUGUACUUUAUUCUUUGUGACCAUCUACCUGAAGCUAUUAUCAACACAAAUGUAAAGACAAAAUCAUAAGGAGAUAACAUAUUUUGUACUCAUGUUUUUAACAGCUAACACUCCAAACUUUAUGUACAAAUAAAGUGAGGGAAUUAUAUGACAAACCACGUCA
Branchiostoma floridae (Florida lancelet) is the source of this 1080-nucleotide messenger RNA. Its product is annotated as BTB/POZ domain-containing protein KCTD17-like. Bases 43 to 456 code for a protein of 137 amino acids. NCBI's taxonomy places the organism in Eukaryota, Metazoa, Chordata, Leptocardii, Amphioxiformes, Branchiostomatidae. The record is from RefSeq and is a predicted model, not a curated record. Gene Ontology annotation, cellular component: cytoplasm; Cul3-RING ubiquitin ligase complex. The transcript has 2 exons. Gene Ontology annotation, molecular function: cullin family protein binding. Gene Ontology annotation, biological process: protein homooligomerization; proteasome-mediated ubiquitin-dependent protein catabolic process.